This is a messenger RNA of Glossina fuscipes, 4282 nucleotides long. RefSeq lists its product as uncharacterized. Gene Ontology annotation, molecular function: calcium ion binding. Lineage: Eukaryota; Metazoa; Arthropoda; Insecta; Diptera; Glossinidae. The record is from RefSeq and is a predicted model, not a curated record. The transcript has 7 exons. The coding region runs from base 175 to 3522 and encodes 1115 amino acids.
UGCGAAAGUGAUUUUAUUUAUUUGUUUUAAAUUUUUUUUAUAUAUUUUAAUUAAUUUAAAAAAAAAAGUAUUUAUGUGGUCGCUUAAGCGUAUUAACUGUUAUUGUAAUCACAACUACUAAACUAGGAUACGCUGGAGUGGAGUUUCAUAAGGAUUUAUUAGCGGUUUCACAUUAUGGGACGGCUAACGUUUUGGUUCCUUGUGGGGCUAACAUUACUAGCCGUCUCCACUCAUCACGAUGUCUAUGCUAGUUCCGAUGGGCCGACUGAAUCAGAAUGCCGUCCUUAUAUUGAAAAGGCUUUGAAUGAACUGAAAACUGGCGAAGAAAGAGAAGAAUUAGCUCCUAGUCCUGACACAACCGGUGGUAGCAAAAUAAUAAUCGAUGAAAACGCUGACGGAGAUGGCAAAAACGAAGAUGAACUAAUGCAAGGCGAUCAGCCAUCUACUGAUAGUAGGAAACGAUCACCCAAAGCAGUCGAUACAGACGGUGACGGUAUACCUAAUGAAGAAGACGACGACAUUGACGGUGAUGUUAUUCCUAAUGAGGAAGACGAAGACCUAGACGGCGACGGCAUAUUGAAUAUACACGAUCCCGAUUUGGAUGGCGAUGGUGUACAAAAUGUGCAUGAUCAUGAUUUGGACGGCGAUGGUGUUCCCAAUGUUAAAGACAAUGAUUUGGAUGGCGAUGGUGUACCCAAUGACCAGGACGACGAUAUUGACGGUGAUGGUAUUCCCAAUAGUGAAGAUGAAGACAUAGAUGGCGACGGUAUACUCAAUGACCAAGACGAUGAUAUUGACGGAGAUGGUAUUCUCAACGUAGACGACAGCGAUAUGGACGGUGACGGUAUACCCAAUGAAAAAGACAACGAUAUCGAUGGUGAUGGUGUAAUGAAUAGCGAUGAUAACGAUAUUGAUGGAGAUGGCGUUCCCAACGACCAAGACGAAGAUAUUGACGGGGACGGUGUUCUCAACAUAGAUGAUAAUGAUAUGGAUGGGGAUGGAGUUGUUAAUGAAGAUGACGGCGAUAUGGACGGUGAUGGCUUAGCCAAUGAGGAUGAUGGUGAUAUGGAUGGUGAUGGCGUUGCUAAUGAAGAUGACGAAGAUAUUGAUGGGGAUGGUGUUACUAACGAAGAUGAUGAAGAUCUAGAUGGCGACGGUGUUCCCAACCAUCAGGAUGAUGAUAUUGACGGCGAUGGAGUUCCCAAUCAUCGGGACGAAGAUAUUGAUGGCGACGGCGUUCCGAAUGUAGAUGACGAGGAUAUAGAUGGAGACGGUGUCGACAAUAAGCAAGAUCAUGACUUAGAUGGUGACGGUGUUCCUAAUUAUGAAGACAACGAUCUUGACGGUGAUGGUGUGCUAAAUGUCCACGACGAAGACAUCGAUGGUGAUGGAGUGGACAAUAGGAAAGAUCACGAUAUUGAUGGCGACGGCGUUCCUAACGAAGCUGACCAGGAUGAGGAUGGUGACGGCAUGCCAAAUGAAGAAGAACCCGAAAGCUUCGAUAUUGAUGGCGACGGCAUUCCUAACGAUGAAGAUAACGAUAUUGAUGGUGACGUGGUUCCUAAUGAACUUGACGAAGAUAUGGACGGUGAUGGUAUACCUAAUAGACAUGACCGUGACAUUGAUGGGGACGGUGUGCCGAAUGUGCACGAUGAAGACGGCCACGAGCCAGCAGAUGUACAGCCUGGCGCUGUGCCAACUGAAAGCGAAGAAGAAACUUCUGAAAAAGUUGAGGAAGAACAAGUGGAAAAAGAAACUACAGAUAAAGUAACCAAAAAAGUCGCGGAAGAAGAAGAAGUCGUUAAACGUUCACGACGUUCCGUGGAAACUCACCCUGAUAUGGACGGUGAUGGCAUACCCGAUCACGAAGAUGAAGACGUAGAUGGUGACGGUGUUCCCAAUCACAUAGAUGAUGAUGUGGAUGGCGAUGGCGUUCCCAACCACAUGGACGACGAUAUCGAUGGUGACGGCGUUCUCAACGAACAUGAUGAAGAUCGCGAUGGAGACGGUUUGCCAAAUGCUCAGGAUGAUAGUGACGGCGAAGCAGAUGAUAAAAAGCAUGGCAAAGAGAUGAAAACAAAAGAGGACGCUAAAGAGCCGGAAGUCGAAGAAGAAGAGGAAGAAGAAGAGGAGGAGGAGGAGGACACUAAACCCGAAGACGAACUACUUUGGGAAGGUGAGAUUCCCGAACAUCGUAGAAGUCGCGAUCACAUUACCGAAUUGCUACAACUUGGCGAAGAUUCGUUUGCUCGUGAAAAUGCCUUUGAUAGCGUAGCCAACGUUAUUCUACGAGAUAUUAAGCGCAUCUAUGAGAAUGCUAUCAAGCCUUUAGAAACUUUAUACAAAUAUAGGGAUUUGAGCAAUCGACACUUUGGAGAUCCAGAAAUUUUCUCAAAACCAUUGGUACUAUUUAUGGGUCCUUGGUCCGGUGGUAAAUCUACAAUUAUCAACUAUUUAACCGACAAUGAAUAUACCGCCCACUCAUUACGAUCUGGUGCCGAACCGUCGCCGGCUUAUUUUAAUAUUUUAAUGUGGGGUAAUGAUACCGAGAUUUUGGAAGGAACUCAAUUGGCUGCUGAUUACACAUUUUCUGGUCUACAGAAAUUCGGUCAAGGUCUAGAAGAUCGUUUACGUGGUCUAAAGCUGCCUAAUAAACUAUUGGAGAAGGUUAAUAUUGUGGAGAUACCUGGUAUUUUGGAAGUGCGCAAACAAGUUGCCCGUUUGUUUCCUUUCAAUGAUGCCUGUCAAUGGUUUAUUGAUCGCGCUGACAUUAUAUUCUUAGUUUACGACCCUACUAAACUAGACGUGGGUCCAGAAACAGAAGCUAUAUUAGAUCAAUUAAAGGGCCGCGAGUAUCAAACGCGUAUCGUACUGAAUAAAGCUGACAUUGUAAAACCUGAAGAAUUGUUACGUGUGCAAAGCGCUUUAAUUUGGAAUAUUUCGCCCUUGAUGUCUUCAGCUCAGCCCCCUUUGAUUUACACAACAUCGCUGUGGUCUCAUCCUUACCAAGAAGGAUCGCCCGCACGUUUAUUGUUAGCUCAAGAAAGAGCAUUUUUAAGAGAUUUACGUACAGCGGUUGAUAGAAGAAUUGAAAACAAAAUUGCUAGUGCGCGACGAUUUGCUGUGCGCGUACGUAAUCAUGCAAAAAUGGUGGACUGCUAUCUUAAUACUUAUUUCAACCACAAAACGUUAUUUAGCAAUAAGAAACGUGUUGCGGACAACAUUAUUGAAAAUCCGCAAAACUAUCACAUUUAUGAGGGUCUUUCGACUCUCACCAAUAUUUCACGAUAUGAUCUACCCGACCCCGAGGUUUAUCGUGACUUCUUCCGCUUAAAUCCUUUAUACGAAUUUAAAAAAUUAUCCGAAACUUGUUCGUACUUCCGUGGUUGCCCUCUCAACAAACUUGAUGUGGCCAUUGCUUACGAUUUACCUGACUUGGCUGGCAAAUACAAGAAAAUGGCCGAAGCUGCUUUGGCGAAAGCCGAAUCUUCCGCUGGUAAACACAAAAUCUCAAAGAGUUGAGUUGAACUUGGCUUAUGAAAGCAUAUAGUAAAAAAACUCUUAACGAUCCACCCAAGAGUAAACGAAAGCGCUUCAAUUACAAGACUUCAGAUGCAGGACUGAUGAUAAUACCAACAAAUUAAAAUGAAACGAAACGGAUAAGCAGAAGCGUCAAAGAGUAAACUUUUUUGCAAAUAGAAACACAUACACUUACGCAAUUAGAGAACGAGAGAGCAUAAUACAGAGAGCAAUAGAGUCCAGCAAACAUUUAAAAAAAAACAAAAAAAAAAAACCCAAAAGUUCAGUUCGCAAUUACACACAAGUAUAUAAGAGAGCAAGACACAGCAAGUGAUAGGCUUUCAUCAUCCCGAUAUUUCAAAAUAAGCAUAAGAAAGAUGUCCUCACUUCUAACCAAUAAAUAGUAACUCCAAGUCAAAUGAAACAACGCACUAAUCCCCACAAAAUCAUACAAGUCCGUUUAUUUGAAUUGAAAAAGAAAGUAAGAAAGAAAUAUAGAGGGAGAGAAUGAAGAAGAGAUUACUUAUUUAAAGUUUACCUCCACUUUUUUUAUAAUAUAUUACUUAAGCACUAAAUUAUGAUUUGAACUAUCCUGUAUCACAUCGUUUUAUUAAUUUAUUUUGAGUUUUUUUUCCGGUAUUGACUGUAACGUUGCCUCUAAAAAAAGCCUAAAUAAUCAUUUAAAGCAUUUAUUUGAUUUACAAUAAUAAUUGUUUUUAUUGUCUGUCCUUUGUCGUUUUAUCAAUGUUCAACUUUCUUUAAA